UAAUAGGAAAAUGAAAAUAUCGAUGCGGGUUGGAAGAAAAGAAAGAACAUUCAGAAAGAUAAACGGCGCUAGCUAGGUUAUUAAUUUUUACCGGCAACCGAAAUCAAAAGAUGGUUGUGGAGAAUCGAUGGAGCUCGAAGGCGAAGAUGGUUCCAAAUUCGCUCUGCAAUGUGGCGUCAAAACAUUGUUCGGACGAGGUUCUGGUUUCAACACAGACGACCGCACUGUUUCUCGCCGUCACGUUUCGUUCCAACUCAACGAUUCGGUAUCAGAAUCUCCUACUAGGGUUUCGUUUCAAGUCAUAGGAACAAACCCCAUUUGGGUUUGGAAUAGCAAUGAAGGAACGAUUAAACUGUUCAACAAGUUCGAUAAAGGUCACUUGGAACUCGGUGACCGUUUUUGCUUGUCUGGGAAUAAACCCUUUUGGUUCAAUCUCAACAAGGUUCAAGUUUCUGAACCUGAAACUUCCCAGAGUCAGAUUAACUUCGACCAACUUGAUGUUUCACAAUUUGAUCCCGUUAAAGAGUUUGGUUUUCUUGUGAUGAGACACGAGUUUGACCAGUAUCCAAAGGGAAUGAUCCGGAAUGUGGAGAAUUGGGAGUGGUUCCUUGAGGAGCCUAGCAAAGAAAGCGAGGAUGAUGAUGAUUUUGAUGAGACGAGGAAAAAUAAGGGAAAGCGAAAAGUAUUUAAAGACAACGAGGAUGACAACUGGACUGGUGAUAGUGAAGAUGAUAAGGACCUUGUAGCUAAGACGGGGAAAGGUAAGAAACUUGGGUACUCCACACGGUCUAGAGCCAACAGAGAACCUAGUAGAGAUGUCAAAGUUGGUAGAAAUUCUAAAAGAAAGAAAACAGCUAGUGUUGAUGAAACUGUUGAAGAAGAAGAGGAAGAAGAAGAUGAUGAUGAGACGCUAGGAGGCUUCAUUGUUACUGAUGAAGGCGAGGAGGAGGAGCAAAACAAUGACGAUGACGAGGAGGAAGAAGAGGAGGAGUUUGAAGAAGAAGAAGAUGAUGAAGAUGUCGUGGCGGGUUAAAAUCAAGGGGAAAAAUAUAGACAUUCUUCUAGACUAGAUACCAAGUGUUGUGGCCUUCUGAUGUUAAUAUUUGAAUGAAUUUGUAUUGUAUGUCUAGGACUAUGUUCAAUGUAUGAAAUUGGUUAUGUUUUAGUCCAAUGUAUGAAAUUGGUUAUAUCCAACUUAAGAGUUAACUAUUUCAGGCCAAAAAA
Cicer arietinum (chickpea) is the source of this 1224-nucleotide messenger RNA. RefSeq lists its product as uncharacterized. Gene Ontology annotation, molecular function: protein binding. Lineage: Eukaryota; Viridiplantae; Streptophyta; Magnoliopsida; Fabales; Fabaceae. The record is from RefSeq and is a predicted model, not a curated record.